GGGACAGUUCCCGCCGCCAAACUUGCCCCGCGGCGGGAGGGCGGGUGGAGGGCCCCCGAGCCAGCGGGGGCACGUGAGCGAUGGAGACCAUCUGGAUCUACCAGUUCCGCCUCAUCGUGAUCGGGGACUCCACGGUGGGCAAGUCGUGCCUCCUGCACCGCUUCACCCAGGGCCGCUUCCCCGGGCUGCGCUCCCCCGCCUGCGACCCCACGGUCGGCGUGGACUUCUUCUCCCGCCUGCUGGAGAUCGAGCCGGGCAAGCGGAUCAAGCUGCAGCUGUGGGACACGGCGGGGCAGGAGCGCUUCAGAUCAAUAACUCGAUCUUAUUACCGCAACUCAGUUGGUGGGUUUUUAGUGUUUGACAUCACCAACCGACGCUCUUUCGAACAUGUGAAGGAUUGGCUAGAAGAGGCAAAAAUGCACGUGCAGCCGUUUCGGAUUGUGUUUCUGCUGGUGGGACACAAGUGUGACUUGGCUUCACAGCGACAGGUGACUAGGGAAGAAGCCGAAAACCUGUCUGCAGACUGUGGUAUGAAGUAUAUAGAAACCUCCGCAAAAGAUGCCACAAACGUCGAGGAGUCCUUUACGAUCUUGACAAGAGAGAUUUAUGAACUUAUUAAAAGGGGGGACAUUUGUAUUCAAGAUGGCUGGGAAGGGGUUAGGAGUGGUUUUGUUCCAAAUACUGUGCAUUCUUCCGAAGAGGCAGUGAAGCCCAGAAAAGAGUGCUUCUGCUGACUUCAAACAGGCCAAAGAACUAACGGGAACAGAUUGGGUGUCAUCUCAGGAUAAAUAGCAACAUGGAUGGCAGAACGAUGCACGCAAACGUUGGAGAAAGAGUUACAAGCCCACGCUAACGCUGUUUUGUAAGGUAUUUAAUUCAGAGCACUAUGCUUACUCGCUACACUACCAAAUCGGGUAUUUUGCUAAAUUAUCAGGCAAAGCAGACAACUUUUUCUUGAAACUCAAGUGUCUACAGAAUUACUCCCUUUCUCACUUUGUUAGCGUGUAGCUGACCUUCAUGUCCACGUAUAUCAAUAGGACUCAUUUUUCUUGACAGUUUAAAAUGGGUUUUUUGUGCCUGUGUAGUCUGACUGAAAAGAUUUUAUCAGGCAUUAUGUUCUCAUGAGUUAAUUUGUUAAUACUGAAUAGUAAAGUGGAUUUAAAAGUGCACUGUUCGCUUACAAAUAAACAAUCUCAGACAUAUCAUCGGCUAGGACUAAAAUAACAAUUCCUUGUAUAAGGUACCACGUUUUUAACCAUUCUUUGAAAUAUUUAUCCUCCCGGGCGCCUGGGUGGCUCAG
Molecule: messenger RNA, 1300 nt
Organism: Leptonychotes weddellii (Weddell seal)
Lineage: Eukaryota; Metazoa; Chordata; Mammalia; Carnivora; Phocidae
Source: RefSeq, a predicted model, not a curated record